AUGGUUCAGUUAGAUCGAUUCGAAAUUGUCUUCAACAAUCCAGAAGAAGCUUAUUUUGCUGGACAAGAAAUUUCUGGAAAAGUAAUAAUCGAAAACAAAGAGCCAAAAAAAGUGAAUGAAAUUCUGUUGGAACUGAAAGGAAGAGCAAGAACUUAUUGGACAAAACAUUCAGGAAAAUCUCGUAAACAUUGCUCCCAUUCGGAACCAUAUUUUCUUGAACAAUUCAACACAGGCUACACUCAUAAAUUCACAAUUGUGAAAGAUGGAAAAGAGAAAGAAAGAGUUCUUCCAGCUGGAAUUCAUCAGGUUCCAUUUUCAUAUACACUUCCAAAAUCACUGCCAUCAUCAUUCGAAGGAGAAUUCGGGCAUAUUCGAUACACAUGUAAAGCUAUUUGUGAAAGACCCUGGGAUUUUGAUAUUGUCAGUCGAAAAGCAUUUACUGUUGUUGGAAUUGAAGAUAUAAACUCGGAUCCGAAGCUAAAUGAGCCAAUAACAUGCAUUGAAUCAAAUCAUGCCGUCACAUUCUGUUGUCGUUCAACGGGCAGUGUAACAGGAGAAAUUCGCAUACCGAAGUGUGGAUUCACUCCUGGAGAAAAGAUUGAUGUCAGCUAUAAAGUAAUCAAUCUGAGCUCUAAAACCAGGAACACGGCUCUCCGAUUCGUACAACAGACCACAUACAAAGCAAAAACAUUUGCUGGUCACGAGCACAUCAAAACUGUUGUUCGAGUCAUUUCAAAAAUAGAUAAAGGAGAAGUUCCUGGAGGGACAACAACUGAGUGGCAAGAAGAAUCAAUUAUUAUUCCAUCACUACCUCCGAAAUUGGGAAAAUGUAAAAUACUUUCAGUGAAUUAUGCAGUGGAAUUAGAAGUUGAGCAAACUCUCACAGUUCCAUGCUCUAUUGUUAUUGGAUCGAUUCCACAACUUGCUCAAUUGCUCAUACAUUCAAAACAGUCUGUUCAAAGUUCUGGCAAUGGUUCAAUUCCGAAAAGUUCAAUCAAGGAUAGUCCGCCGAAAUGGGACAGUGAAAGUUGUGUGCAGGUGACGAUAACAGACGAAAGUGGUCAGUUAGUCGAAGAACUUGGAAACGAAAUGGAAGCUCUUCUGUCAGCUCGAAAACGUGUUCGAAUGCCCUCUUCAAUUCUCAGCGAGUUGUAUCCAACAAUGCCAAGCCCGUAUUAUAAAGAAUCGUUUUUUGGUCCGAGUGACAUAUCAGAAGAGAAAGAGCAAGCACAGUUUGGAGAAACUUCUUUCGCACCGAAAUAUCCUUUCUAUACCGAUUGA
This is a messenger RNA of Caenorhabditis remanei, 1281 nucleotides long. RefSeq lists its product as uncharacterized. Gene Ontology annotation, biological process: protein transport. The record is from RefSeq and is a predicted model, not a curated record. Gene Ontology annotation, cellular component: cytoplasm. The transcript has 9 exons. NCBI's taxonomy places the organism in Eukaryota, Metazoa, Nematoda, Chromadorea, Rhabditida, Rhabditidae. The coding region runs from base 1 to 1281 and encodes 426 amino acids.